AAACAGAUGAUUUAAUGUUGAAAACUAUACUGUGCUUGGUUUUUGUUUAUUUGCUUUUCUUGGUGCUUGAUAUAAGCUGUAGGGUGUUUAAGUUUUUAUUUUUAUUUUUAUUUAUUUUAUUUUUUCUCAUAGUGGUAAAUCUACCUGGGUUGAAUGUGUUGUAAAAGCUUUGGUUCCACGAUGCAAUACUCUAUUCAUACUAAACACAGACACAGAAAAAGUUCUGAAUUGUCUGUUAGCUGUAACAUAUGAAGGCUCAGUAUACAUUUUUUUAACAGAUCUUUUAAGGUAUCUGGACAAGGGACAUCAAAUAAGGAGGCACAGUGGCUAUUGAUCAUUUGAAGUAUGUUAUGGUGUUGGAGAAACUUGUUUUUUAAUGGCAUGUUCAUAAAAGACCCAAUCUCGUGCAAUUUUUAUGACUUUACUUAAAUGAAAGGCUUGCACUGUGUCCAUUCAACUUACUUCUCACCCUAAGAGUCUGUGAUCCUAAGGGAAUUUGCAGUAAUGUCAAGGAGCUUGCUGUUUGUUUAAAAGAAAAUCUUGCUGGAAAGAAUUCAUUUUCAGUGAUUUAAAGGUGAAAAAAUAUGACCGUCACACUUUCAGUAAUAAAAUCGGUGGCCAUAAGCUGUUCUGUGUUUGCCAGGGCACUGUUGUCCCCACAGUGAUGGUUUGCCCGUGGUUCUCAUCUCAUGUCAUUAACAGUGUGUGAGAGAGAAGCACACGUGGUGUAUUGCUGAGAUUUAAGGUAGAACUUCCUCCUAAUUAUUGUAGCAGUUCUCUUAGAUAAUUCAUUGUGGGGGGAAUGUUAUUAAAUGCCCCACAGCUAAUGUGAUCAGCUCCUUAUUUAGUCACCAGCUGUUUCUCUGAAUUGAGAGAGAUAGGUGGAGGAAAGUUCCAUUUUAAGCUUUGCAACGAUGAUUUAAAGUUUCACUGUUUUACAGCUGCUCUUUUGUAGAUCUAGAGCUACAAAAGUUUCGUUUCUUUUCAGAGUGUUCUUCCCUAUGAAUGUAAUGAUGGCUGUUUCCACAAAUGUCAGGAAGUAGGAAGUACCUCAUUUGCUCCAUAUCGUGGCCCCAUAAUUGCAGACUUCAGUGUAUAGGCAGUCCCAUCUCAAGAUGGGGGGCCAUCACUGCCCUUGCUUAGCCAUCUGCCUCUGCCUCCUGCUCAGGAAGCUCAGGUUUAGAGGAACUCAGAGGGAUCUGGUUACAAGCGGGGCUUGUGGCUCAGAGAUACAUCAGGCCCUGAGGAGCUUCCAGCUACCCUGCUUAUAAAAGUUGAAGAGCCGGAUCUAUUCAUUUCCCUCCUUAAGAUGUUUGUGUUUUUUUCCUGCUCUGGACUAGUCUCAUAGGAAUGAAUUAGAGAAUUGCCUCUUUUCCGGGAUAUACAACCAACUUUUAAUGAGAAAUAAGAUUACAAAUGAACACUAAGAAUGGUUUUCAAGACCCCCUAAAAUCUGCCACAACCUUGAAGAAGUAUCAAAAGUUGAUUUUGAUUCCAAGCAGUAGGCAGGAGGAUGACGUGUUGGAUGUACAAGGCAGAGAAUUUGUUUGCUGUCAAUUUGAAAAACAAGUUGCACUAUUAUGUGGCUUUUCCUAUUUAUAUAGUUUAUAGAAUGCUAUAAACUAUAGCAGUGAGCUCACUUGCGUCGAAAGAGGGAUCCAUGUGAACUUUUAACUUGAAAGUUGAUUCAUACAAAACAGAUUUUGUAAGAAAUAUUAGUACGUUAAUGAUCAGAUGUUGAGAUUUAACAACAUCUAGGUGAUAGAAAUGUUUAGGAUUCUACCUUUAGGAAUCCUGAAUGUUAGAACAUUUAGCUGAUAAAAUAUUGUAGGAAAAGAAAAUUAUCUGAUGAAUUUCUGCACAUCUUGCUUAUAUGAUUGGGUGACCAUGAAGGAGUAGGGGAGUCACACACAGGAUUAUUAUACUACAUAUCCAUUGCUUACAGGUGGGCUGUCUGUUCCUCUCAUGUGCACUUGGGGCCCCAGACUGGUAGAGCUCCCACCUGAUCUAGAGAUCACCCAUCACUGUGGUGGCAGUGGUUGUGGGAGGUGUCCCUCACAUCUGACCUCAGCUUCAUAUUCUGUCUCUGUUCAACCCAGUCAAUUCCUGAUCAUAUUUGAGACCUCAAAUCUUGUAGGGUCUCCAGCCCUCUGUGAGAGGAAACUUGUUUUUCUUAACUGAGAACCUUUUAGAGAUGUCAGCGAGGCAGAGGGAGAGUGGAAUCACUCCUAGCUUCUGCUUUUCUCCUUUCCUGUUAGGAAUCAUGGCUAACCAAGCAGAAGGGGAAAUGUCUGAAGCAGUCGCCUUGGCUCUCCACCAGGGUAUUUUGGGGCCUCCAGCUAAGGACACCUCUUUAGAGCAGCAAGUGGGGUAGAACUGAAAUCCCAGCAGCCCCUCCAGGGGCUGGAGCCAGUAGGGUUAAUUGUACAAGCUUGUCAGAGGCCUUUGGAAUCUGAAGGAACCUGUAGGUUGCUGGACCUGAGCUCAGCUCUCACUUUACAGAGGCUCUCGUAGGCCCGGAAAAACUUAGGGUAGUCACUCCAGACGACAUACCAGAAUCUGUUGGUGAUGGUCCUAUUGACUUUUCUCACGGAAAGGGAUAACAGGUGCCUAAGGUCUAAUGAAUGACAGGAGCUUCUGCUCUGAGAGCACCCACUCCUGACAGGGCGUCUUGCUAGGUGUUUCUGUGGUCCCAUUUAUUCUUACAGCCACCUGUAAGCUUGCUCUCAGUGCUGUGUAGCUAGUAGGUUGGAACAGAGCUCUCACUCCUCAUCCCAUAAUCUUUUACUCUAGCACACUGCAUUUUCCGUAAAGUAUUAACGUGAAAAGAUGUUCUAAAUAGCAUCUAAUCUCAUACCUCAAACAUUCAGCCUAAGAACUGGAAAAGUGGGGAGUGCUGUCAUUUUGGAGAAAGGAUCAAAUGUAAUUACAAAUAAAGAUGUUUUCUUAAACUCUUAUUUUGAAAUAAUUUGAGACUUACAGAAAAGUUGCAAAAAUAGUACAAAGAAUUCCUGUAUACCCUUCAUGCAGAUUCUUCACGUGUUAUCAUUUUACCACAUUUGCUUUUUUUCCUUCUGAAUAAUUUGAGAGUAUAGUCGCAGACCGGUGCCUAAAUACUUCACUGUGUAUUUCCUAGCACACAAGGACAUUCUGUUACGUGACCACAAUACAUUAACCAAAAUCAAGAAAUUAACACUGAUCCAAGUACAUUUAUUUAUCUAAUCUACAGACCAUAUUCAAUUUUGGCCAAUUGUCCUGUCAAUAUCUUUUGUAGCAAAAGGAAAUGGUUUUUUGGUCUAGGAAAAAUCCAGGACGACUUGUGGCAUUCAGUUGUCAUUUCUCUUUAGUCUCCUUUAAUGUGUAAUGGUUCCUCAGCCCAUGACCUUGACACUUUUGAAGAGUUCAGGCCAUUUAUUUUUAUAAUUUCCCUGAUUUUGGGUUUGUCUGGUGUUUCCUUAUGACUAGAUUCUGGUUUUGCAUUUUGGGGUCAGGAAUCCCACAGAAGUGAUGCUGAUUCUUCUCGGUGCAUCCUCUCAGGAGGCACCUGGUGUUGGGGUGCCUCGUUCCUGGGGAAGUGAAUUUCCACCGCUUGGUUCAGGAGGACCUCCAAAUGCAGUCAAGCAGAGAACUUUUAUGCACAGACGUCCCUGAAGAAUGUCUGAGGAGCAAAGAAGGAAGUGUACAGAUUACAGAACAAACUCUGCUAAAAUCUACUGAAGAGGUACAAGGUAUGAAGGUCAAUGGGACUAAGAUGGAUAAUAAUGAAGGACACAAGAAUGGCAAUGUGAGUAAAGGUCUCUCAGCUGGGUGCAGCAAAUACCCAGAAGUAGACAAAAUCAUGACCAGUGGUGAGGUUUCAGAAACCAGCACAAUAGUGUCCCUAGAGCCUUUAACCUUUGUGGACCCUGGAUUAACAGAAGCAACUCCUAAAGAAAAAGAAUGUGAAGAAUUAAAAACUUGUCCUUCUUGGUUGUCAUUGUUACCAGGGAACAGUGCCAUUUCCAAAGUGGACAAUGGAAAGGAAGAGUUGUGCAAAUUAAACCUUGUCUGUGAAGCAGAUGACAAUCACCAACAGAUUCUUGGCCACCAUAAUGAAAAACACAGUUGUGCACAUGGCAGUCCCAAAGCUACAAGAAAUGUAGUUGUUGUAGAAAAUUCUGAAGUUUCACAUUUCACAUCAAGUUUGUCUAGUCCAGAAUCCAGAACAACAUCCUUAGAAAAAUGUGGUUUUGAAGGUAAUUGCUUGCUGAAGAGAUCUGCUGAAAAGACAGAUAAUUCCUGUUUUGAUGGGAAUGAUCAAAGCAAGAACUUGGCUUCUAGGAAAGAAAAUGAAGAAGAACUUUUGAACCCCAGAAGUGAACCACAGGAACUCUUUUUUGUUAAUGCCAGGCAACCAGAAGCAAAUGCUAGUAAUCAUUGUUCUGGUGAUAAAGAGACUGUUGACUCCCCGAAAGAGAAUAUCCAUGAUAACUUGUGCAUUCAAGCUGGUAUCCACACAGACAGUUCUAGUUCUUUAAUGGCCAAUUCUUUUAGUGAAGCCACAGAAGUAAUGUUAAAAAAAAAUGAUUUGAAAAUCACUUCAGAGAUUCGGUGUAGCUUGACAAACUGUAAGGACCACAGAGUAACUUGUACAAAUAUGAGCCAUCCAGAUGGACACUCUGAAGAGAGCAGUUUUUCCUCCUUGAUGCAGAUUGAAGAGCCAGAACAGACUACCACUAUAGAGCCCAAUAUGUUAAGUAAAAAGUUUUACAGUAAAGACUCUAACUCCUUAGUCAGCACCCAGAGAAAUCUGGAAGGCAACACCCAGUUAAAUGAAGCAUCGUAUAAUGCGUUUCUUAUUGAAAGAAAAUCCCCUGUGAGUUUAAUGCCAGAGGACCAGAUAAGUCCUGUAAAUGAGGUAUCAAGACCCAAGAAAAAUAUUGCUCAGCUACCACCAUCGCUAGAGUUUGAUUACAGACUUGGGUCAGAAAAAGCUGUACAGACCUCACAAGAUGAUAUUCCACAUUUAGAUGAACAGAGCAUUGCCUGUGAGAUAAAUCAGUUUCCUUGUUCCGAUGAACUGGUUGUAAACAAAAUAGAAAAUGAAUGUGUUUUAAAUCAAGUGUCCCUUAAUUCUCGAGACCACACCAAGCUGCCAGCUGACGAAGAUUUGCCUUUAGCAACAAGCAAGGAUUCCCAACAGAGCCAUCACCCUCCAUUAGAGGCUGGAGUAGACGUCAUUGCUGAUACCCAAACCAUUUCCAGGAAGACGAAAAUGAAAGACAUCUCUCCACCAGGUGACAAAACCUGUGGUGCCUCUUCCAACAAUCCCACCUUAAACAUCAAACCAGUAAGUCUAGAAGGAAAAAGUAAAAUGGCUGAUUCAGGAACAGAAGAUCUACAUUCCAGACUUUUCUCAAGUAAGAAAGAAGCAGCAGGCUUGCCUCAAGAGGUUUCUGUCAUGGAAUGUCAAAGUGUUCGAUCUCAGGAUCUCUCUAGCUCUCAUUGUAUAAGAAAAAAUGCACCAGAAAAGAGCAUGGGUUCUGCUUGUACUGCUUUUGAGUCUAGCAAAACCAUCCUGGAAGUUGAAAACUCUUUGAUAACCAAGUAUGAAAAUGCAUUUCAGGGCAGCGAUCACCACUCCCAAGGAAGAGAAGUCUCCAUAAAAAGUACCAUCCAUAAGGUGACUGAUACAUUCGAGGAAAGUGAACUUGAUGGGAGAGAAACUAAAGGCAGCCUUCCAGAAGAUGAGAUUAGAAACAAAACAACAGUAGGCAUGUUAAACAGUGAAGCUUCCAGUCACACCACCAGUUACAUCCAACCCAGUGAGGAAGGGCUAGAAGGAAAGGAACAGAAUAUACCCAAAGAGACUGUGUUUUGUAAGUAUAGCAUCUCUGAUUGUGCCACACAAGAACUAAACCAAUCUGCAAACAUUCCAAGUCCUGAAAAACUGUUGGACCAGUCUCCUAGUAUUGUGUUCUCGAGUUUUAAAAUCAUGAACCAAACAAUUGAAACUCUUGAUCAGAAAGCAGAUGAAGUCUUUGACUGCCAGAGUAAUCUAGUCAGACCAGAUGUAGGCAGAAGUGAAGAUACCCUAGGUAGUGACCAGAGAGAGACCAUCACAGAGCCUAACAGAGAGGUAAGUCACAACCAAAGGGAUCUGCUAGUCAGUUCAGGCAGUAACAACUCAUUGUCUGGAGGUAGUCCAGAGAAAGGCGAUUUGAAAGGAGCCUUUGAAGGGAUUUCUGGUUGUGAGGAGUCUACAGAUGGUGUGGUAGAUGUCAUCUACACAGACUGUAGUAAUAAACCUACAGAAGGCGUGCUGGACAUAAGGGCAUCUAGUACAUUUGAUGGUGCUGCAAGGCAAAAUAGACUGGUAUUACAUGAAACCUCAAGGAGUACCCUGUCUCAGAGAGAACUGAAGGCUGCACUUACAGGAAUGAUUGACCAGGACUCAGAUUUCCCAGAUACUACUUCCUCUAUAGUGGAAUCUCUUGAACUAAAAAAAUCAUGUGAAGAGAAAGUAUGCAGAUCAUUAAAAGAUUGUGAAAUGGAAGUGUGUGUAGACUCUUGUGCCCAUGAGAUAGAAUGUAUUGCAGAUCAUGAACCAAAUAUAAAAAUAUUAGAUAGAGUAAAUGUGUCUUUAAAUUAUAUUCAUCAUGAACAGCAAGUUAAAGAAGGAUGUCUGAGAGAAACACAAGGAAUGGUUGAAGGAUCAAAACUGGAAAUAAAUUCUGACUUUGACAAGGAAGAUACCUUUGGAAUUUCCUCAAAAGAGGUAAUAUCUUUUAGAUGCCAAGGUGAGAACUCUGUUCCGCCAGGGAUCCUGAAAUCCAUUGAGCUAAUGCCUUUGUGUCUGUCUUCUGAAGAAAAUUCAGAAACUAAUAUUAAUAGUGAAGAAACUGACCUGGAAAAUCUUUUAAAACCAAAAGAUGAUGAGAUGCCUUGUGGAAACGUAAAGGACUGCACAGUCCUGCCUGAGCUCAAGAGAGGAGCACCAAGGGAUAUGAGUAAUCCUAGUGAAGGAAACAGUGUAGACAUCAGUGUGAAAAAUUUGCCUUUGACAAUGGAAACAGAAACUACAGUGAAAGGUGAAGAAACUGAAGAACAUCAAAGGGGACCACUGGGUCACUUAACUGUUGGGGAGGAAUCUGAGGAGAUGAUUACCAGAGAAUAUAGCCACGGUGAUAAUAUGAGUGAGAUUUCUCAGACCCACUUUAAAUCCCAGAGGAUGCUUGGUGAUGCCGACGAACAAAGCCAGAAGAUUUUGGACCACAUGUUGCAGAAGGAAGAGGAACAUAUACAGCAAAAAGAAGCACAUGCAAUAUUGGAACAAUGCACAUCAUCUAAUAUGUUGUCAGAUGAGGUGCGAAGUAAGAACCAACCUAAGGAUUGUAAAGAUAAGUUCCCCAUGAUGAAAGAAAUCACCCUAGCAAAGCUGGCCAAGGGCGACAUUGCUGCACGGUUUCAGAAGUUGAAAGACCCACAGGAGGAAAGCUUGUGUCAUCCAUUAAAAAAGAACAUUAAGUUGUGCACAGGUCCUUGCCUUCGUGGUGCCCCCUGGAAAGCACAAGACCCCUCCUCUGCUAGGUGUGAUGAAAUACACGGUGCCUUUGGGAACACUUCACAUCAGAAAAUAGUGCUUCCCUUAAAGAAGCAGCCCCAUCGAACAUGUAAGAAAGUUACCUGUCAGGAGCAAGUCAACAUGGGGAGAAAAGUGAGUAAAAUCAGAAGUUCUGUCCUUUUAAAGAGUUCCUCUGAAACCAUCCCCACAAAAGCACACAGAUUUCUCAGUUCACAUACUGUAUCUGCGCCCACAAAACUGGAACCCGAAACAGUACCUACUGGGAGCUUAAUUAGCCAAAUACCAAAGCAGAAGGCUAUUCUGUGCCAUCCUUUGAGGAGCCUGAAUGUUAGGAAGCCUACCAAAGAAUCAGCCUUAUUCAACAAGCUGUCCAUUCUUGCCUCCAAACUGGCCCCAGCCAUGAAGACCCAGAAACUAAGAUAUCGGCCGUAUUCCUCUGAACUUCUUCCAGUGACUAAAAGCUACAAGCGACUCAGAUAUAAAAGACUCCUGGAUGGAUUUUCGUAUAAUACAAUACAGUUGAAUCCAUAUUUGGCAGCUAGUGGAUGGGAUAAGUGGCCUAAUAGUAAGCCUUUGACACUUUAUUCUCUUGAAGCCAUCAAAAUGAAUUUCAUAGAUUUGAGCGACAAGAUGCCAUCGCUGCUGUUUGGUUCUGAAAUCUUCCCAGUAUCCUUUCAUGUGAAAUCAGGCUCUGAGUGCAUGGCUGAGUCCCCAAGGACUUUUCCGGAGCACUGUGCUCCAACGAGGCUUGCCUUAGGAGAGGCCCCACAGUGCCCAUCUCAACCUCCCAAGUGGACCUUUUCUUUCUUCUUGUCCCACGGUUGCCCUGGGAUGGCCACAUUCAGGGAAGACACUGGCCUCCGUGGUCAGGCAUGCGCCCAGGCUCCUUCACACCCUCCAGUUCCUCUCCAAGACUAUGGAGGCACCGCCAUAGUCCAGACCAGAGCAGGCUGCUCUGUCCUUGGCCUUCACACACUUCUAGCACUUUGUUCCCCUGGAUGUUACCGGAUCUGGACAAAAAAACGGAGCUUCUCCAGUCACAUGCCUGCCAUGCAGAGGCUCUUCAUGACCCAGGUUACACAGGGCUUGAAAGGGUUAAGGUCUCCAGCCUCCAUAGCAGACAAAGUCUUCUGUUCUCUACCCUACUCGGUGGGCCGAGUGCUGUCCAUUUGGAGCCAGCAUGGGCCUACUGCCUGCCCCUUCGAAAUCUCUGCUCUUCAUUCCACUCACAGCAUGCGGCAGCCAACUCUGGGCACCAUAAGCAGCCACACCAUGUUACCACAUGUGCCUCUUCCAGGCGUGGAAGCUACUUACAACACCAGCGGCAGUCAGAUGAGUCUAGAGCCUUCAUUCUCUGCCUUGGUACCAAAGUCUUGCUUGGUAACAGAAUCAGCUGUCAGCAAGCUCUUGCUUUCAGCCUCUGAGUUCCAGGUUCCUGGAUUUGAUGAGCUGGAUGGUGUGACAGCAGCGUGCCCCCGGCCCCAGAGCAGCUCUCCGGAACAGAAAGAGGCCGAGCCAGAGAAGAGGCCAAAGAAAGUCUCACAGAUUCGCAUCCGGAAAACCAUUCCUAAGCCAGACCCUAAUCUUACCCCCAUGGGCCUUCCUCGACCCAAAAGGUUAAAGAAAAAGGAGUUUAGUUUAGAAGAAAUAUAUACCAACAAGAAUUAUAAGUCUCCUCCUGCAAACAGGUGUUUAGAGACCAUCUUUGAGGAACCUAAGGAACGAAAUGGUACGCUAAUCUCAAUCAGCCAACAGAAGAGGAAACGAGUUCUAGAAUUUCAGGAUUUUACGGUCCCACGAAAGAGGAGAGCUCGUGGUAAGGUCAAAGUGGCAGGCAGCUUUACCAGGGCCCAGAAGGCGGCACUGCAGAGUCGAGAGCUGGAUGCCCUUUUGAUCCAGAAACUAAUGGAACUGGAGACCUUCUUUGCCAAGGAAGAGGAACAGGAGCAAUCAUCUGGUUGUUGAGAAGCAAUUCAGUUUGGGGGUAUCAAUUUUAGAUUUUCCAGGCCUCCUUGGAAAAGAUUUCCUAAUUUUGCCCUACUGCCCAAACCACUCAACAUGCAGUCCGUGGAUUUUUACCUAUUUCAAGGUGCAACCUUUUUAGGAACUGGUGAAGGAGGGUCCUCUACUUCUACUGCUGAGUAUAGAACCUCAGGAACGCUCCCUUUCUCCUGGAAAUGGUCCUGAGUGACAUCUGGCCUCCUCCGCACACUCUCUGCCAUCCACAGGAGGAGGCCGCAGCAUACCUUCAGAAACACUAGGAUUCCAAGGACUCACAGCAUUUGCACGUCCAUGUGAAAGUUCCGCGUUGUUUACGGUGGUGCUAGACCAAGAUUAUUUAGAGACGUGGCCUAGGGAGGGGUACCUGGCAUCCUGGCCUAUAUGGUCUCACCGGCUCAUUUCAGUAGUUGAGGAAUGAUGAGCUGUUUGGUUUUCUAAUCCUUUGAGUCUGUCUGCCCAGAACCGAUGUGUGUGUGUGCGUGUGUGUGUGUGGCUUUUUCCCAUCAUUUUCUUCCCUCUGUGACUGUGGGUCACUAGUGCCAGAGGAGCCCAUCCAGGCCCCAUUCGAAGUAAGUUGCACUUUUUAAUGUUGUGGUGUUGAUUAUUUUCCUUUGCUUUCUUUCUUUCUUUCUUUCUUUUUUUUUUUUUUUUGGUAUUAUUGCUGCAUGUUUGGAGCCUUUAAAUGUGAUUUUAAAACAAUUUUUUUCAGACAUCAUGGAGAAAGACAAUACAUGUCUUCAGAAUAUAUGAUAGGCAUUCGACCCAGUUUUUCGGUGCAUGGUGUGGGACAAUGGACAGACAUUUUCCCAUUCAUGUGUCUCAAGCAGUCCCUUCCCCAUCUCCAACUUCUAGUGUAACUCAUUAGCAGGAGCACUUUUUUCAUCUGGGUUCUUAUUCUUACCCACUAAGUAGAUGUAUCUAUUUUAAUAACAGAAGUAAGAGCAGGUUUCUCUCCCAGUCAUUUAAGAAAUAUGAAGAUUGGGUGUGGUUUUAAUGGGUUUUAUCUGAAGUGGUCUGUCACAAAGUUGAGAACAACAGCUCGGGCGAUGAUAAAGUCUGACCCAGAGUGUUUGCAGCUGUCAGAGCAACCUACUCCAAGAGUGGGGAGAGGAGAUGGCCGUGGUUCAAACCCAGUGAUGCAUUCUGGCAGUGCGAUCACGAAAUUCCACAGCCAGCUCUCUCUGAGGGCACGUCAUACUCUGGGCUCCUGUGUCAAACCUGCUGGGAAUUUUGUAGAAUGCCAGGGUUAGCUGAGCUGCUUCACCUGUGCCUGCAGGAGUCUGUGGGCAGAAGAGUACUGUGUGGGUCAGCAGGCCCAGAGGUUUCAUUCCUUUUCCACUUAAUCCCUGGGUAUCCUCGCCCUGCUUCCCCUCCCUUCCUUCUCUUAGGUUUUAUCUUUUUUUCUCUCUCUCUUUCAAAACAAGAGUUCGGAGAAUUAACAUUCCUUGGCUGGUGAGUGGGGUGCUAAACCCAGCCUCAGGUUACACUGGUCGCCUCUUCCCAUUCUCCUAGGAGCCACUGCUGGAAAGCAGCCACCGAUGGGAACUGUCAGAGUUCCAGAAACAUUUUCAAGUCAGUCUGUUAGAGAAGAGUGAGUGGUGCCCUCCUGGAAUGUGUCUCCUAGGUUUCUUUUGCUUCCCCAUUUGUUAGUGGGUGGGGAGAUGGGGUGGGGGUGGGGGGUCUCUAUGUGCCUUUCCUUUGCAGGUUGACAGUCUGUGCCACACUGGAGCAGAAAAACUGACAUGAGCAAGAAAAACAAAGUGCCACGUCUGUCUUCUAGGCCCACUGCCUCAGCCAUAGCAUUUAGUAAGUGAAAUACACACCUGGUAAUCCAUGGAGGCUUCUUAAGGCCAUGGCAAAAUAGCAUUAGAAGAGAGCCAUGCUUCCACACUGGCUCUGAAUGAUGCAAGCUAGAUUCUGCCGUUCUGCAUCCACUUUGCCCAGACUGUAUAGACACGACCUGUGUUUCACCUCAGUACCUCUCCCUUCCUGGGACAGGGUCCUUAGACACUAAAUGCUUCUCUCUGUCUUCUUGCUUAAGGGAGUGGGGUGAGUAACACAUCGUGCCCUUGUACAAACGUUUUAGGGAGCUCCUGCUGGACAGCUUGCAAGCUCCCAGUGAGUCGACAGAACCCUGUUUGCCAGCUCCAUUGCCAGUGUAGACGAGCCAGCAGUGUGGCAGCCGUGUCAUCCCGCAGACUAAAGUUGAGGUGGGCACAGCUGUGGUAUCACCAACAUCACAGAGAUACAACUUUAAGUUUGCCCAUUGCAGGUGUGGCACUUGUAAGGGCUAGGAGCAGUGAUUUGGGACAUUGGCAUCUGGGAGGGGAGGAUUGGAGGAAAUGGAGACCUGGGCUCCCUCCUUGUCCUGGGAAUGAAGGAGAGAAGCUGCUCUGAGGCCAACCCUUGAAAUUCUUGGCCUGCCCUCUGGCUAGGGCCCUUCCCCCACUCCAAAGUUAAGAAGGGGCCCCCCUGCAAACUUGAAAUUGCUUACCUGAAGUUGAUACAUCGGGUUCUGCUCAGCCACACCUGUCUUAACAUCCAUUUUCACCAUUGGCCUAGCCAGCUGCAGUGCUGUCUGUGAUCCUCGGAGCCUGUGGUACCUGCCCACGAUGGGAGACGUUAGACGGCUGCUGGCACGUCACCUGCCCAGAGCUACAGGAGGUCUGGUUCUGGGGUGGGAGUUGGUACAAUUUCUGAGUAUGGGGACUUCCUACCCCAAGUGGUGGGGAGUUACAGUUAACCGUAACUUACUCAACUUCAGAGGUUUAGUGUUUUUCAUAUGGGAAAGAGAGGAGAAAUCUCAGGUCCAAUCAGGGUUAUGCCCAUUAGCUUUUUGCUGAAACUUUGAACUAUGGUUUUUUGCAGCUUUCAGUUUAUGGCUAUAUUUGCCCCUCCCCCUCCCUCUCCCCCGACCCACCUUCCCCUCCUUCUCUUUUCUUUUGGUUUCCUUUCCAACUUCAUUUCUCCUUUAGUUUAAACGUACCUCAUCACCUGUUAAAGCAAAUUAUGUCCACUUUUUCUUACUGACCUUACUCUAAGAGCUACAACUGAGGGAGGUACAGUGAAAGACAUGUAGCGUUUGCCUUACUUGGAGCCUGAAGAGCUCAGAAACUCAUGCUGUGAAUCCCAAAACUCAGCGCCCCUCCAAGAGCUGUGAAAAUCAUGACACUUUGUCACAAUUUUGCCUGAAAGGGUCUUUUGCGUGGGCGCCAGAGCCAACCUGAGGUAAAUUCCAGAUCCCACCCUCUGGGCACGAUGCUUCCCACAUGGCUUAUUCCCUGCCUGCCAGGCCAAGAGCAGCACAGAGUGUGCAGGACUGGGGCAGCAAUCCGAGGCUUUGGUGCAGCUUAAUGGAACGCAGAGCCAGUGCUGCGUCUCCAGGCUGGGAUUUCAUCUCAUGAUCAAUACCAUGUCCAUUCAGAUCCGCGAAAGACCAACCUUUAGGCAGUGAUACUUCUCUCCCAUUACCUGGGGGGAAAGUAUGCAGUUGGUGCUUUCUUAAUUCCCUUGUUUUGUUUUGUUUCUAUAAGCUUUCCCCCGGUAUCAUGGAAAGGACCUUUUAAACACCACUCUGUGGGUAGCUGUAUCCAAAAUCUAAGUAAUUGGCCAGACGUGCAGAGUAUCCUUUCCUGGGUUCAUGCAAGGAAGGGGCUCCUUCCACAGCUGAACUUCUUCCCUAAGAAGCUGGCUGGGGAGGAAGGCUUAACUUUACUAAAAUCAAAGUUUAAUAUUACCAUCUAGCCACAAAUUGAGCAGCAAAGGCUAUUUCGAUAGUGAAAUGAGGGUCCCCAUGUAGCCUGCCAUUAAGCACAGCAUACCCAGAUUUGAUGCUUGUUCAUUGUGUGUCUUCACAAGCCCCUCUCUGGUGCUGAAUUGGAUUUGAAUUCUUGGUGAGAGGCCUCAGCAUCUUUUUGGGCUGGUCUGGGCCAGUAAAUAGCUGCCUGAAGUGUUUAUAUAUUAUCAUGGUCAAUAGUUCAGUGAAAUUUGUACAUUUUUGGUAACAUUGGCAUACAUGAUGCCCCUGCAGUUCCUUUUCUGUUUGGUAGUUUGUGACUCUAAAAUUCCCACUGUUAUGUGUGUUAAUUUAUGAAAAUAAAUUUUUUUUUGAAAACCUUUCA
This is a messenger RNA of Equus caballus (horse), 13686 nucleotides long. The record is from RefSeq and is a predicted model, not a curated record. Lineage: Eukaryota; Metazoa; Chordata; Mammalia; Perissodactyla; Equidae.